CUACAGUAUAAACACAUCUCUCGCUCUCAUUCUGCGUCACUUCUUCUUCUCUGCGCUCAGAGAACGGACCCUCCGUGUUCUUCUGUCGGUAUUUAAACGUCACCAUGCGUCUCCGGCGGUCUCUCUCCGCGUCAUCGGCGACCCGUUCAUGGUAAAGUUUUUCCCCCGGUGCCGCGGCGGCGGCGACGGCGCGCGACAGCAUCGCGACCUGCUGCGGCAGGUGAAGAGGCGGCGGCGGCGACGCCACGCGACCGAUGGAGAGAAGGAGGAAGAGGAGGCAGGAGGAGGCGAAGGAGGAGGCGGAGGGGGGAGAGGAGGAAGAAGAGGAGUCAGGACCAGAACCACAGCGAGAUUCAGGCUCCAGGUGCCUCGUUUGACUCAACGUCGCCGUCUGAGCGUGCUCAGUGGCAGCGUGUCUCGUCCCAUCCCGUGGCGGCGACGGCCAAUCGCCUUCCUCUACUAUGCCCUGUCAGUCAGCGCUCUGCGGCCGUUGGCUAAGCGGGUGGCAUUGUACCGCUCCUUCCCGACCCGCCUCCUCUCUCGGGCCUGGGGCCGGCUGAACGGGGUGGAGCUCCCCAACUGGCUGCGAAAGCCGGUCUACUCGCUCUACAUCUGGACCUUCGGAGUCAACAUGCAGGAAGCCGCCGUGGAGGAUUUACAUCAGUACAGGAAUCUGGGGGAAUUCUUCCGUCGACGUCUCAAACCGGCGGUCCGACCACUCUGCGCCAACUCUUGUCUGAUUUCUCCGGCUGACGGGAAAAUCCUCCACUUCGGUCAAGUAAAGAACUCGGAGGUGGAGCAGGUGAAGGGGGUCACAUACAGUCUGGAGAACUUCCUGGGUCCACAGAAGAGGCGGAGCAACGACUCCACGUCGUCCUUCAGAGACCUCUUGCUGUCGUCUCCUGACAACGACCUGUUCCACGUGGUGGUCUACCUGGCUCCAGGUGACUAUCACUGUUUCCAUUCGCCCGCAGACUGGAAGGUGGAGCUUCGCCGUCACUUCCCAGGCUCGUUACUGUCCGUUAACCCCGGCGUGGCUCGUUUGGUCAAAGAGCUCUUCUGCCUUAACGAGCGCGUGGCGCUCACCGGCCAAUGGCAGCACGGCUUCUUCUCGUUAACGGCGGUCGGGGCCACAAACGUCGGCUCCAUCAGAGUUUACUUCGACCAGGAGCUUCAGACCAACGUUCCUCGCUAUAAUAAAGGUUCAUUCCACGACCACAGCUACGUCACCAUCGACGGCCAAUCGUUGAAGGCGGAUGGAGAAGGGGGCGUGGUCUUGCAGAAGGGGGCGGCGGUGGGGGAGUUUAACCUCGGCUCCACCAUCGUUCUGCUGUUCGAAGCUCCCAAAGACUUCAGCUUCAGUCUGCAGCCGGGCCAGCGAAUUAGAGUGGGGGAAGGACUCGGCAGCCUCUGAUUGGCCCAGCUGCAUGCUCAGAGGGAGGGGCAUGAAGAUGAGUAACUGCUGCUGUCUGAUAAAAGACAGGUAUCGUUUGUGGCAUUGUGGGAAUUUUUUUCUCAGUAACAAAUGACCUGUGGAGGACAUAAAGAGGACUCAGACUCCCAGAAAGCCUUGUGCCUCAUGGGUGGGGAGGGCGGGGGGGCGGGGGUGUGGGGGGGUGUUGAACGCCAAAGCUCUGUGUUUUUUUUUUUUUCUGUCCCGUCUCGUCUGAAAUAAAAAAUACUCUGUCCACUGACGUAGUUUGAAUGCCUGAAGCUUUAUUGUUCAAAAAGGUCCUUUUUGUUUCUACUUUUAACCAAUCGGAGCUGUCAAAGCCGAUUAGGUUGCCUGUGAUUGGACAAAAAGAUCAUGUUACUCAAUGCUAACGUUUUAAUUAGUUAAGAUCUAUAAUUUUGUAAAAUAUGUAAUUCUGAAUAAAUAUUCCUUUCUCA
Messenger RNA from Cyclopterus lumpus (lumpfish), 1890 nucleotides. It is a transcript of the gene pisd, whose product is annotated as phosphatidylserine decarboxylase. Gene Ontology annotation, biological process: phosphatidylethanolamine biosynthetic process. Gene Ontology annotation, molecular function: phosphatidylserine decarboxylase activity. NCBI's taxonomy places the organism in Eukaryota, Metazoa, Chordata, Actinopteri, Perciformes, Cyclopteridae. Gene Ontology annotation, cellular component: mitochondrion. The record is from RefSeq and is a predicted model, not a curated record. The transcript is spliced from 8 exons. The coding region runs from base 149 to 1414 and encodes 421 amino acids.